Messenger RNA from Abrus precatorius (Indian licorice), 1752 nucleotides. Its product is annotated as transcription factor TCP5-like. Gene Ontology annotation, cellular component: nucleus. NCBI's taxonomy places the organism in Eukaryota, Viridiplantae, Streptophyta, Magnoliopsida, Fabales, Fabaceae. The coding region runs from base 262 to 1407 and encodes 381 amino acids. The record is from RefSeq and is a predicted model, not a curated record. The transcript is spliced from 3 exons. Gene Ontology annotation, molecular function: DNA-binding transcription factor activity; sequence-specific DNA binding.
AAGGCUUUAAUUUUAGGGUAUUUCUAUUCCUGCUCCUUUCAUUUCUUCUCUUUCUAGGUUAUGGUGGAAGGCAUAGAACAGAAUAACCAGUAGCAUCCAGCAUUUUCUCUCUCACCUACUGAUAAUGGGAGUGAUUCAUUGUCAAGCGUGUAACAAAUUUUGUAUAAUCUUAUGAGGGUUUGCUUGCAGCUCUAGCGCCAUAUAUAGAGGAGGAAAGCAAUUCAAGGGGAAAAUAAAUGAUGUGAAGAGAAAGAUGAACAGAUGAUGAUAAUGAUGAUGUCAAGUUCAAGAGAAGGUUAUCAAGCCAAGCAAGAGGGUGACACCAUUAUUAUUGACAAGUUCUCCAAGGCAUCAUCCACUUCCAGACAAUGGUCAGGGUUCAGAAAUCCAAGAAUUGUGAGAGUAUCACGUUCUUUUGGAGGAAAAGAUAGACAUAGCAAGGUUUGCACCAUAAGAGGGUUGAGGGACAGAAGGAUUAGGCUCUCAGUUCCCACAGCAAUUCAGCUAUACGAUCUUCAAGACAAGCUUGGGCUCAACCAACCAAGCAAGGUAAUAGAUUGGUUGAUUGAAGCCAGUAAAUUUGACAUUGACAAGCUCCCUCCACUUCAAUUCCCUCAGGGUUUUUCUCAAUUCCAUCAUCAACAAACCCUACUCCCUUUUCAUGAAUCAAGUGCCUCUCAUCUUUCUCUUGGACCCUUUUGUGAUGCUAACUCCACAUUUGUAAGGGAUGGCGGGAUUCAAAACCUCAUGGCAAGGCCAAGGUAUUGGGAUAAUAUAGAUUCAAUAUCAAGAGUAAAAGGCAAGGAAGUUGAGAAAGGCAAGUGGAUCAAAACAAAUGAGCAAAUAAAUCAAGAUGGUGUUGGUGGUUUCAACAGCUUGCAAGUUUCAACUCAGAAGCUUUUUCCAAUGGGUACUACUGCUACUACUCCUCACUACUCUCCUUUACCUGUUGGUAUGUUAAACAAUGCCAUGUCAUAUAAUCCCUACCAUUCUGAACCUUCUAGUCUUUCCUUAUCCCAAUUUGGAAGCCAUGGAUUGUUUCCUUCCCAGGUAGAUCCGAAUCCAAGCGGUGGCAAUGGUGUGCCAUUCCCAUCUUCUUUGCCAUUACCAUCAUCUGGUGGUUCCCAAUUAUUGUUUGGUCCAUCUUCUGCUGCCACACCAUCACUCUUCACUACCUAUGCUCCAUUUAUGACCAACUCAGUGGACAAUGAUCCUAGACAAUUCAACCAUAUUCAGUUCUUGAACUCAGGUUCUCAACUCUUGCCUCAUCCUCUCAUUCCAUCUCUUCACUCAUUCAAUUCACCUGUCAGACCCUUCCCAGCAGCACCAUUUAGUUCCAAGCUUUUGGAUUCAGAUAGCAACAACAACAAUCGUAGCCAACAAGAUAAGGGUAGCCCUUGUUCUUGAAUCUUGAAGCUCCUCGUAAUUGUUCCAUUCACAGAUGUUACAUUGUUGGUUCUAUGCGUAUAUUAUAUGACUUAAUGUGUGAGCUAUAUUGAAAUCACUCAAGCAGCUAAAGCACAUUAUAUUUUAUACGCUUUCAGCCAGGGUGAGUACGUGCACGUUUGUUAGUAUGGCAACGCUAUACAUAUGAGAUGGAUAUAUUUAUUUUGUAUUUGAAUGUAUUUGGUUUCAGCUAUACAUACCUUAUUGACAAACCAUUGUGGGUACCGAUUAGAAUAAGUUAAUCCAAUUAGAGUUCAUUUACCUGUAUGCAUAUUUAUGAAUUCCAUCGAUUAAUUUAAUUUAUGU